Schistosoma haematobium is the source of this 2199-nucleotide messenger RNA. RefSeq names its product putative ATP-dependent RNA helicase ddx6. NCBI's taxonomy places the organism in Eukaryota, Metazoa, Platyhelminthes, Trematoda, Strigeidida, Schistosomatidae. The record is from RefSeq and is a predicted model, not a curated record. Gene Ontology annotation, biological process: interstrand cross-link repair; protein ubiquitination. The transcript is spliced from 12 exons. Gene Ontology annotation, molecular function: protein binding; ubiquitin protein ligase activity. Gene Ontology annotation, cellular component: nucleus. Bases 50 to 1861 code for a protein of 603 amino acids.
UGCUCAUUAAUGGCGCAAUGUUGGAGAGUCUCUCUUUUGGCCUCAAGUAAUGGGUGACGUUAUCGAGAUUUCUCUUUCUGACUCAACGGAUGAUUCUUCCGAUGAGCAGGAUGAGUCAGAGAAUGAAUUUACUGGUCAAUUUAAACUUGAAAAAGCCAAAGGAAAUAUUGAAUGCAACAGCGACUCAUUCGAUGAGGAUACUGAGACAUGUCCUAUAUGUUUUGAAUUAUGGACCUCAUCAGGACCACACAAAGUCUGUUGUCUUCGCUGUGGACAUCUUUUCGGCUAUUCGUGCGUCAUGAAAUGGUUCAAGGCUGUUGGAAAGAAAGCUAAGUGCCCUCAGUGCAAUGCGAAAGCUAAUCGACGUGACGUUCGAGUACUUUACUGUAAAAACUUAAAGGUUUUGGAUACAACUGACCGAGACAGAGCCUUGGCUGAACUUGAGCGUGAAAAGCGAGGGCGACAGAAAGCAGAACAGGAAGCUGCAGAAUUUAAAGCAAGAUGUGAUCUUCUCCAUGCAGAGGUACUUCAACUUCGCGAUGAGCUUCAGACUACCACGGGACAUCACAAGGUCCAGUCAUCUCGUUUGCAAAAUACUAGUGAAGUUCCAAAUCAUAAAGCGUCAAGCUCAGAUGGUUCAACUGAUUUUGACGGUCAGUAUACAUUAGUGAACACUUUACUGAUCUCAGUCGGCGGAAAUUGUCGUGUUAUGGCAUCGUGUGACUACUUAAAUACCUUGUGUGUUUCACAGUCUUCAACUAACCCAAUAUUUCGAGGAUUCGGAAUACGUAAGGUGAAUAGUUCUGAACAAAGAUUAAUAAAAUAUGUACACUUGCAUACACAACCGAUUCGUGACUUAGCAUUUCAUCCAGAAGCGCAUGAUGGUAUUAUUGCAAGCGCAAGCUUAGAUAAAACUUUACGUCUUACUAGUUUAUUAAAUGAUUCGAUUGUUCAAACUUACCAUUGUCCAGUGGGAAUAUGGAGUUGUUGUUGGGCUGGAGAUUCGAAUCGUUUAUUCGCUGGCUGUGCAAAUGGUUCAAUAAUGUUAUAUGAUAUACGUGUGACUACCGGUCCAAUAGAUGUUUUCUAUGUACCAAAUAACGAUGCACCGGUUUUGGGAUUGCAGUAUUUAUCACCCACCGUGGAUCAAAAUAUUUCCAGCUCUGGAGGUUUAUUGGUUGGUCAGUUGAAUAAAGUCACAUUUAUGUCUGAGAGUUCUGUAAAUCCUAUAGCUAUACAACAAACAACUAACCAAGAACGAAUAGAAUCUGCUGAUGGCAUUGCUCCGAUUGAUAAUUCAGAAAAUCCUGCUUCACCUGAUCUUCUUCAAGAUAAUAGCACGUCUCGUUCAUCGAAUUGGCUAGGAAAUGUACCUUCUUAUAAACCCCAUAAUCUCCCUCUAGAAGGUAGUUUGGUUUCAUUAAGUGCACUUCCACAAGGACGUCAGUUUUUAGCUUCCUACAGACCAUCCCAACGACUACCUCGUGUAAGACAUUUGUUGGCGGAAUUACAAUCUGAAACUUCACCUAUAGCUGAAACGGCUUACUCCUGUAGAGAAAUACACAACUUUUGGGCAGGAAAUCGAAUGAAAAAGCUGACUCGUGCUAAACUAUUUGUUGGACCUUCAAAAGAAUCAGGACUUAUCGCUGUGGCUGGCAAUGAAGAUGUCAAUGGUGCUUUGAUAUGGAGGUGCUCUGAUGGCACACAAAUGCAAGUCUUACAACCUCCUGAAACCACUGCUGAUAAUCCUAUCUUGGAUGUAUGUCCAAUCUUUUUCUCAUCGACUCAAAGUCAUUAUUUAACAUUACUUACUGACCGAAUGCUUCAUUUUUACAUGUGGCGUACCCAAAAUUCAUACUGAAAUUUUCUCAAGUGUAAAUAUGUACAUACUGCAACCUAGAUCAUUCUGACUAUUAUUUUUUUUACCUAAAACAAUAAAUUUGAAACAUAGUUUCACAGAUCACUGUUGGCAUCUUCAUCAGUUUCGAGACUAAAGGAAAAAUUUUGGGUCUUUCUAUCAUAUUCUUCAAUAGGUAACCGACAUUCAAACUGCCUACUGUCGACACUGUCGAAAACCUUAUUCCGAUAUUUGAUGAAAAGAACACAAAGCUCUUUUAAAUAUUUAAAUAAUUUAGCUGCAGCAUUAAUAAUGGUACCUUGUUAACACGACCUGUUAAUCAUAAAAUAACUCAUUCGUCG